AUGACUUCCGGGUCAGUGUAUGCCAUCAUUGUUAGACCUAUUAGUUGUGAUUCUUGUACAGUAGCAGCAGAGAUACUGGGAGCGCUAAAUGUCGAAAAGAGAAGCAUGUUCGAGCGCGCCGGCAGUCCCCUUCUUUGGCUGGAGCGCCGGAAACAAAGAGAACUCCCUGAGGUGUUUCCCGACCGCAAUGCUUCACCGGUUCUGUUGGUGCUCACAGAGGGGUCAGCAUUAAGCCCAUUUUUGUUUGUGCUGGUCAUGGAUAUGUUGAGUGAAGCAGUCAGGAAUGAAGAGCUAUGGGAAUUGUUGUACUCCGAAGAUCUGGUGAAUACUGCUGAAAAUGAGGAGGACCUAAAGCGAAGGGUUGGAGCGUGGCAGGAAUCUUUAGAGAUUGGUGGCUUAAAGGUGAAUGUAAAUAAAACAGGUUUUGCUGAGCUACUGGACAAAGUAUCCAAUGUUGAUGCCACAGAUGAAAUAUCACCUAAUCCCUCUGGAGUCUCUGAAACAAGAACCUGCGAGUCGAGUCGAGUCAAGUCAGACGAGUCAUAUGACUCGAGUCAUUUUGAAUCAGCUCCGUUCUCACUGACUGAGUCAGAAAGUCAGAAUCAAGCUCAACAGGGACUAGAUGGAAGCAAACGCUCUCGCUGA
Molecule: messenger RNA, 645 nt
Organism: Macrobrachium nipponense
Lineage: Eukaryota; Metazoa; Arthropoda; Malacostraca; Decapoda; Palaemonidae
Exons: 6
Coding region: 1-645 (214 amino acids)
Source: RefSeq, a predicted model, not a curated record